Molecule: messenger RNA, 12402 nt
Organism: Dermacentor andersoni
Lineage: Eukaryota; Metazoa; Arthropoda; Arachnida; Ixodida; Ixodidae
Gene: Psi
Product: P-element somatic inhibitor
Biological process (GO): regulation of DNA-templated transcription
Molecular function (GO): RNA binding
Source: RefSeq, a predicted model, not a curated record
AUCACGUGACAAAUGUGCAACCGCCAUUUUGAGGUCUUGCAGCAUGUCGGAUUUUACCGCGGUUGCGCCGCCACAAUCAAAUAUUUCUAGUGGGUACGAUCCUAGUGCAGCGUUCGCGGAUGCUGUGCAAAGAGCGCGACAGAUCGCUGCAAAGAUUAACCCUCCAUCAAAUUCCGAAGCGGGCGCUAUACCUGGCGGUGGAACCAAGCGGCCUCUAGAGGAUAGCAUGGACAGGAAUGAUGGCUCACCAGACGCCAAGAAACUGGCCGCCGUGAAUGACCCCUUUGGAGCACAGCUAGCGGCACUGGCUCAACAGAGGGGUUCCCUAGCAAACGCUGCACCGGCUGUUGAAGAGUGGAGUGUACCUGACAAAAUGGUUGGACUAAUCAUUGGUCGGGGAGGCGAGCAGAUCAGCCGGCUGCAAGCGGAGUCUGGGUGCAAGAUCCAGAUGGCCCCCGAUUGUGGGGCUAUGUCAGAGCGACCCUGCACCCUGACUGGACCACGGCAUGCCAUUGAGAAGGCGAAAGAAAUGAUCAACCAAAUAAUAAGCCGUGGAGGGGAUCCAAGCCAGCUAAAUGAUGGCCACGUCGUAGUGGAACUCAUGGUGCCGGGGCCCCGGGUGGGCCUGGUCAUCGGCAAGGGCGGCGAGACCAUCCGGGGGCUGCAGGAGCGAGCCAAUGUGAAGAUGGUGAUGAUCCAAGAUGGCCCCCAGCAGUCUAUGAUGGACAAGCCCCUCCGCAUAACCGGCGAAAAGAGCAAAUGCGAGUACGCCAAGCGCCUUGUGCUGGACCUCAUCACAGAAAAGGAGCUGGAAAAUGUGCGCCGAGGCUAUGGUGGGGGAGGCCCUGGUGGACCCGGUGGUGGUGGUGGCGGCGGCGGAGGCGGCGGCGGCGGCGAAUAUGGUGGGCCCCCUGGAGGUGGUCCUGGCGGAGGAGGCCCUGGCGGUGCUUCCCAAGAAGUUCUGGUGCCCAAGCAGGCAGUAGGCGUGGUGAUUGGAAAGCAGGGGGACAUGAUCAAACGCAUCCAGCAGGAGACUGGGGCCCGUGUCCAGUUCCAGCAGCCACAAGAUGACAAUGCCCCUGACCGCGUCUGUCUGCUCACUGGCGGUCCUGACCAAGUGCACCACGCUGCCUCGUUCAUUGGCGAGCUCAUCCAGAGUGUCCUGAACCGCAGCGGAUUCGCUCCGCACAGACAAUUUGGAUUUCCGCCACCUUUCGCAAGAGACCAGCAAAACAUGGGCCGUGGAAGGGGUCGAGGUAGAGGGGGCUUUGAUGGUGGGUUUGGGCCACCAGGAGGUCCUGGCAUGGGUCGUGGCGGUCGGGGCCGUGGCCCUGGUGGAGACGACGUUCACGAGGUUCAGUACACUGUGCCUGCCAACAAGUGUGGCUUGGUCAUUGGUAAAGGUGGAGAGGCCAUCCGUCAGAUAAACCAGCAGUCUGGUGCCCAUGUGGAACUCUCAAGGGCGCCCCCACCAAACCCCGUGGAAAAAGUCUUCAUCAUUCGGGGAAAUCCUCAGCAGAUAGAGCAUGCUCAACAACUUAUCAAUGAGCGGAUAGGUGGGCCUCCUCCAGGAGCGGCCAAUGGACAGGGUCCCCCUAAUUACCCGACACAGUACCCACAGCCUUACCAACAGCCUCCGCCUCCCAACCAGCCAUAUGCACCGCAGGGCUGGGGAAAUGCUUAUCAGCACUGGCAGAACCAGAGUGCGCCACCAAAUGACCCCUCCAAAGCAGCCGCUGAUGCCAAUGCAGCGGCCUGGGCUGCAUAUUAUGCACAAUACUAUGGGCAGCAGGGUGGCCAGCCUCCACAGACACCCCAGCCUCCACAAGGAGGCACUGCUCCAGCAAUGCCGAAUCAAGCAGCCCCGCAGCAGCAGCCGCAGCAGCAGCCUCCACAAGCAGGGGCACCUGCAGGUGCACAACCUGACUACAGCCAAGCCUGGAUAGAGUACUACCGGUCCUUAGGGAUGUUCCGAGAAGCAGAGAUGAUUGAGCAGCAAACUCGGGGUAAUCAAACCCAGCAGAAGACUACUGAACCAUUGAAUAAGGGACAGACCGGUGCAUUCCCUCCGGGUAGCAGUGGUCCUGGGGCCCAGCAGCAGCCAGGCCAAGGUGCUGGUGCAGCACCAGGCCAGCCAGGGGCGGCAGGUGCCCCUCCACCGGCGCAGGGCUACCCCUACUCUGGGCAGCAGGGGCCCCCUGCAGGGGCUCCCCCUGCUGGUCAGCCCUCGUACGGGGCUCCCCCUGGUGGAGCUGCAGCUGCCACAGCACAAUACCCAGGUUACAGCUAUCCAGGCUAUGGGGGUGCUCCCCAGUAGUGGCCUUUCUGCCGGAUGAUUGAUUUUGAGCUGUCUGCCCUAGAAGUGUGCUACUACUACCCUCUUGCCUACUUGCCCUUGGUCCUCUUGAUGAUGAUGAUCUUGAUGGUCGGGAUGAUGCUUUGGGAAUGUUCACGCUCCGGGGCGGUGUGGCACAAUGCAGAGCAGGCCCCUGAGAGAGAAAAAUAACAUAAGAGAAAUCAUUGCUAUCAAGAAAUUGGCAUUGUGAAGUCCUCCUCUGCUGCUGGAUUGCGUUAUUGUGCUCUUCACCACACCCUUAGUGCACAGCUCCAAUGGCCUCGCUUGUUUUUAGUUCUCGCCAUCGUGGAAAAAAAAAGGAAUCGUAAGGUUUGGGCGUAAGAGAGCAGGCAGGCACGUAGCGGGCAACACAGCGGCAGACACAUUCCGACAUGUUGCUCUUGCAGGGCAAGUGAUUGUGGCUUCCUUCGACGGUGUCUCGGUGCGGACAAAGUAUGAUUGUGUAACACUGCAUGUGCGCAUUAAAUUCAACACAUCUGGCAUGUCAUUUUUUUUUUUAAUGCUCACACAAUUCUCCAAAAGCUUCAGUAACACUGCUUCUUCAGGCAACACAAUAGCUGAGCCAUCUUUUUUCUUUGUUCAUUACCUCUUCACACACUUUUAUUGUACAGUUCAUAGACUCUCUGCGCCAUCUCAUAUAAUUUUGCCACGCAACUAGAAUGGCCAUUGGGGUUUUCUGUUUCUCCCCUUCCGUAUGCUCCUGUUCCCAUUUUGUACUCUGUGGAAUAAACUUGUAUGUGAGAAGUGCUUUUUUUCUCUGUGCAGCAGUGUGUGUGCAUGUGUGUGAUGUUUUUGGGGCACGGGCACCAAAGUGGAAAUAAGGCAAUCACCUGACUGCUGAAAUGACUCUGUAGUACCUUAAGCACUGAAUAGGCAGGAUGUGUGAGCUGUGCAGCUUGAUUUCUGCCAGACAUUAAGAAAUAUGAGGCACUUGUAGUUGCGAUUUGAAGUAGAUAGGGAGUGAUAAGGCAUCCUGUAGUUAGUGGCGAUCUUCAGGUAUAUAUGGGUGUGGGUUCGUGUUUCCGGCUAAUGUCUAGGGUAAUGCUGCGUUGAGGACAGUUGGGGAGAUAUUGGUGAAUGAACUCCAUUGGAUGCGCAUUCUUCAUGGCAAGCACUUUGCUCUUCUCAUUCUGAUGCGGCUUGCAUUCACGUUUUCCCGUCUUUAUGUUCUAGGGGGUGCCAUUCACUCUUCUCCUUCGCAAGGAACCCUCGCAAAAUAGCACAAUCAGGUGAUACGUCCCCCUCCUGGGCCACUGCUCUGCCGUCUGUGACCAUAUUUUUUUUUUUUCACUUGCAUACCAUUGCUGCUAACGUGAUUGAUGCUCUUUGAUGCAACUGACUACCUUUUUGAAGUGCUCUUUAUAUUUUUAUCAUUCAAUGCAGCAAAUUAAAUAGUGCACUUAUAUUCAUGACCUUCAUGAACAUGAAAUUGCGUUGAGAGCUCUGACAUGAAUUCUUGGCCCUGUUAUGAAUGACGUGCAGUGCUUUAUUUGUUUUUGCCCAUUACAAUGCAGUGCAUUAGUUAGGGUACUGUGCUUAAGAGACGGUUGCAAUUUUUGCGUGGGUUCAGUGGAAUUCUUUGCCCCCUUUUCUUCGUGCUUUGCUACGUUGACGUCCUCUCUCUUAAAGGCAACCUUUUUUUACAAUUUGUCUGCAGCUUCCACUAUCUUUCGAAAACUGAUGUUAUUGGUAUAUACGUUCUUGCAAAGGGUAUUUGUUUUGUGGAUGGCAGUCCCAAAGUUAGCAUGUGUGUGCGAAACAUUUAAGGAAUAAUUAGGACCAAACUACUUUGGAGUAUGAGAUAUCACAGUGAAUGCAAUGAUUUUAAAGGCUACAGUACUUCAAGUGCAUGUUGUGACUCUGGUCAAUACCUUUAUGCUGUGCACUUCUAGUGACUUCUUGAACUAGACUGAAUGCUUACGCAGUUAUCAUAUUUAAACAAUUCCAUUGUACCAAGUGCCGUGCACACCAACGCUGAGCAGUUUCACUCUUAUUUUGAUCGGUAAUUGCGUGCAGUGAAGUUGAUAGCUGUUUUGAGUCAUUUAUACUCCGUUUCAUCAGUUGUAGGCAACGCUGUGGAAGCUGUGCGAGUGGGGUCCUUGCCUUGCGCACUUUGCCAGGCAAUUUCCUGACCGGCAACAUUUUGUACAGAAGGUCUACUUCAUAUAUCGCAGCUACAACUUGUGGGCGCAAGUUUACGUCAAAUUUGAGCUUCCAGUAUAGAUGACAUACUGUGAUGUGGUCGUCUGUGGGUGAUGCAGUGGCUGCUGGCUGCAAAAAUGUGACACCAAUAGAUUAACAUCAGAUACCUUUCAUUUAAUAAUUGCAGUAUGUUUUGACAUUAAAGUCUCACACUUAGCGUCUACCAAUUGCAAGAGGUCUUGCUAGCCUUCAUAGCGGUGCCUGAUAUCUAAAUGAAACGGAGUAUUUGUCACUUGCUCUCAAGUUGAAUAAUUACUCCAUUUCACAAAGGUGUUCUUCAGGUUACGUAUUUCAAAAUUGCAGAUCACAGUGAACACCUUUUUGUAAGUUUCUGGGUAAUUUAUGGCAGUUUGUGGCAAUAAUUGACUGAAGUGACCACCCUCAACCUGUUGUAGCCAUGUUAGUUGCAGGUAUAGUUGUGCAUUGUUGCCAUGGCAUGAACUUGAGGUCUCGCAAUAUGGAUGCUGCAAUUGAAAUUCCAAAGACAGUGACUUAAGCCAAAUCAAGCCAUGAUGCUUGUGCCCAUCAAAACAUAGUAAUAGUACUACAGUGAUGUAAUUCGCGCGUAUAGAUGCUAACGCAAACUGACAAACGAAGCAUUCAUUCCAACCAUACAAGUGACUUAUCUCCAUAGAAAUGAUAACCAGUUUGCAAAGAGCAGAGUACUUGGGACUUGACAAAAAUAGAGCACUAAGCUUCUGUUUGCGUGCUUGCACUGUUUUGUCUUGUAUGCGAUACACAUAGCCUGUUUCGUUGCUCGCCUCAUAACUAUUUGUGCUGCAUCUUGAUUAGAUCAAUUGCUAAUGCCAAGCUUGAAAGACGGUUGCUGUCGCAACUUUUCUCUGCAAAGGUAGCAAUAGAGUGAGCAUAUCUGCGUUCAUAAGUCGUCUGUGCCCACAUUAGUGCAUGAAAAUAUGCCCAGGUGUGGGACAACAAACAGCCAGAUUAAGCAGACACUGUUGGAUCAAAAUGUACUUGUUUGUUAGGGUGCCUCAGAGCUUCAUUGGAAUGCACGGUUGGCUACAAAAUGGUGCAGGAAUGCAUUUUUCUCACUUCUGCAUGCGUUGCUCUUGCACAGAUCGAUAAAAUACCAAACAUAUUUAUUUUAGUAAACUUGUAUGUGCAAAAUAUAGCGAACGUAUUGCUUUAUGUAAAUAUAUGCAAUGACACAUGCAAAGGUUAAAUAUAGGUUGGACAGUAGGCUACUAACCACUGUUGUACAGGUUUUCAAAAUUCUUAAGCCACCGAGACUGCCAGGAUUGUAUCGGCAGUGCAGCUCCAUUACCCUAACCUAACUAAAUGCUUCGAUAAGUUACAUUGAUUGGAGAACUUGUGGCAAAAGAUAGAAAAGAUAGUACAUGCUAACAGCUUGUGCAGUAUGUAAUGUAUCACGAAAGCUGAAUGGCUGGUGUAAUGCAAGAUUUGGUUGCUUUUGGCUCACAGGGUGGGUAUUUAAGGGUCCAGAGUAUAGUGUUCGCUGGUUUUAGUGAGCUUUGGCUUUUCUCCAUUCUAGGAUAUGCACUUGUAAUGUGCAGCCUGGCAAAGUGAAGUGCUGUACAGUUCUCAUCAAUAGGAAAGUGAACCAAAUUGCGCAAAGUGCUGGUCAUGUUUGCCAUUUUUAGGAGCCAUCCUUAGGAGGCAAGAUCUUGGGAGUUGGGUAAUGGGUUUUUUUUUUUUGCACUCGUCGACACAAAAGAAUGGCAUUCACCAAUUCUAGAACUUCAGUGCCUUUACAGCGUUUUCACACCAGGUAUGUCAUUUUUAUUUGUGUGCAGAGGAAUCGGCUAAUUCAUACGUUCUUACCAUCUGAUCGGAAUGUGUGUGAUGUUAUUUAAUGGCGUUUUUGCUAGUUACAUUAUUCGCUACGAAGGAUCUAUUCAAGCUUUGAGUGCUUGGCCUUUGCAUUUUGAGCAACAAUUGUCAAUGGCCGAUUUGUCUGGUUUUUGCAAAGUUUUUCCUGGGCAGGGCAGGGACUAAAUAUCCGUUUGUGUUGCGUUUGUAUGAUAACUGCCAGAUUUUAUUUGUCACCUGACAUGAUUCAUUUGCUUGAUCUGGUUUUUGGUUUGAUUCUUGCUGCGAGGGUUGAAUCUCGGAUUAAGAUGUUCCUUGUUGGUCAGCUCCAGUUGCUCAGCAGACAAGCUUAACUAGCUGCCUGUCGUUGAAAUGCUUUUUGCGUGGUUCCAGUGCCGUCGUUAUCUUCAUAUUUGCGUUAGCAUGUUUAAGUUUCCAGAACAGCAGCUGUGACAUUAACAGCUAUUAGUAUAGGGUUGGUGCUUGCUUCCAAAAGGGCCCCUAAACUACCUCCGAUAUUUGUAAACAUGCUGCGCAUUGAGUUCAGAAUGCUGUUAAGAUGAACGAUGCCAACCAAAAUCCCGUGCUCCUCGGGCCUUUACGGUGUCGCCAUCGCUCGUAACGUCACCAGGGUGCUUAAGGCGAUGUCGCCAGGAGCAGACACUGUUUAUUGGUUGAACCAAGAGCCUACAACUUCAGUUUAGUCUGCUAGUAGGUGAACGAGCUCCCUGUUUCUCUCGUGUGCGCACUUGCGAAUCGGUAACUGUGGCCCACAGCACGUGUCAAAUCUCUCGCUCCAAUGCAGUCGUAGUCAAUGUAGUAGCGAGAACAGAGUCCGAUGACUUGAAGGCAUCCGUCUGCGGUGCUUGGCUGCAAAAUCGCCGAAUGGAAAAAAAUGAAAUGACGUGACACUGGCUGCCUCAUGAGGAUGCCUUGUGGUAUGCUUGGCAUGCUACAGAGUGUAGAUAGCGGCACACUUCGCAGAAGCAUGGGCUGGCGUGGCAGCAGCAGCGGGUUGCCGAGAAGGUCAGAGUUGCGGUAACCGGAAGUGGACAGUUUAGAAAACAGGAUUAGCAGUGACUUACGUCACGUGUCAUUUGGAGGAGCACUCAGUGAAGCCGAGAUCAGCCGACAAACUGAGCGUAGCGGAGCGAAACGAGUGAAAGCUGCGUUUCGAUCAAGCGCGUAGCAGCUAUUACGGCACUGUUUCGAGAAAUUCUCCCGACUACAAGUUGGUUGUAGACUCGUGCACUGCUGCAACACCACAACUAAAUUUCAACCGGGUGGUUUAGGGGCCCUUUAAAUGUAUUACUGGGUUUUGGGAUUUAUAGAAGUUUUUUGGGAAAACAGCGAUCUCGUGCUUUUAUGCUAUUGCCGACUCGUGUCUUUAAAUGUGCUUUAUAGGUGGCAAGGAGCUUAACAGCCAAGAACAGAGUAAGGUGCACCUGUUACAUGAUCUCAUUGUUUCAUGUUUACUGAUUGUGAGCUAAUCUUAGGGAUUAGGCUGAGAUAUAUCUUGUGGUUUAGUUUGCUUCAUUUUGUUUGUCAAUGUUUUUCUGUGAACAUUUUCGUGUAGCAUAGUGUAAUGAUAGCCCUACUCCUGCGCUGAGCAUGGAUUUCUGCUUUUACUGUUUUCCAACUAGCUAAUAUGCAUUCACUGUGGAAGGCUAUUGCCUGCCUGGCAUUGGUGAGGGUUUCUGUAUUUGACCUUUUCAUCUGCACCUCUUGCUUUUCUGUUGGACUAACUUUUUCAAGCACAUCAAAUUGUGGAGCAGAGUUGUGGUCAACGCAAACAUGGACACAAUGAGGUGCAAGGAGGAAAUUUUUGAAAUGGCUGUCGGAACAAAACCAUGUUUGCUAGACUUGAAGCUGCUACAUUUUUGUGUGUUGCUUUGAGAUUGAACAAAAGUGGCUCUCGCUGCAAUGGUUUUACAGCCUGUACAGUUUUGUGCUUGAAAAGUUAGUGCUGUAGUAUGCUUCUCGAUUUGUUCAUUGUCUGCUCAGAUGUAACGUGGACACUUGAAUUUAUGUUGACGUUGCAGUUUCCAAAUUUUUUUAAUACUGAUAUUUCGUGUUAAUCGCAUCGCCUUGUUUUGGGACCAUAUUUUCUCAGCUAAAUGGGUUACCUGUAAAUAUCUCAAUAAGUACUUUGUUUGUAGUUGUAAAUUUACUGUGGAGAAUUUUUAAUUGUGGCUUGGAUUUAGUAUUGCUCAUUGCAUCAUUGGCUGGGAGUGAUUGCCUCUCAUUCUGCUUUUGGGGUGUAAUCAUUGGGUCACAAUUUGUGCCAGCAUGUGAUGCGUUCAUUGCAGCUGUGUUGCUUAACUGCCAUGCUGAUGCUCAUCAUGAAGGGACUCUGGGGGGAAUCUAUAGUAGUGCGACGUGGCGUGUUCAAGAUGACGCCAGAAUUUUUUGAAGACACGAAGAAAUAUUGAACACUGCAAUACACGGCUGAAGAUGGCCAACGGUGGGAUCACCUUGAAAGCCAUGAAGUGGGUGAUGGGUUACUAUGCGGCGGAUGUUUCUUCGAGUUCACCUCCCCACUGUGAGACAUACUUAAGCUAUUUCGUAAGUUAUUUCUUGCAAGCCAGUGGAUUCAAUUUCAACUUGUAUGUGCUUGAAAAUUUAUGUUGCAAGCCUGCAGCUUUUGUGGUGAUGCUUACACGGGCCAAGACAUCCCCAUGAUUUAUGUGGACCAGUGUAACAUGAAAGUCGGAAGCUAGGUUUUGCAGCUUUGCGUAAAUUUGUCAGCUUUUUAAUAUAUAAUUUCUAUUAGAACCCACCAAUGAAUUGAGCUAGUUUUUCAGGUUUAUGAUUGUAGAGUUUACUACUAAAAUUCCAGGAGGCAACUCUAGCAGUGAUGAUUCAGCUGCCAUGGGAAUGGCAGUACAUGGAUUAGGCCAAGCUGUAGUUUAUUUAGCUAUUCCUGACGUGGUGGCUUAGCGGCUGUGGUGCUGCGCUGCUGGGCACGAGGUCGCGCGUUCUGAUCCUGGCCGCAAUUAGGUGUGGGCGAAAUGUAAAAACGCCCGUGUGCUGUACUUGGGGGGAGGGGGGCACGUUAAAGAUCCCCAGGUGGUCGAAAUCUCCGGAGUCGGCCAUUACGCCGUUCGCCAUAAUCAAAUCGUGGUUUUGGCACGUAUGAAACUCCCGAAUAUAAUUUUUGACGAAAAAUGGAAUAAGCCGAUGCACAUGUAAAUUCAUUCAGAAUUGAUUAUAACAGUAUUUGUUUAACGGUGUUAAAUUUGCAGUCGUGCCGUAUGAAGCAAGAACAAAGGUUAGGCGAAUCCGUGUAACGACCAUUCCCGUGCUGGCUGAACCGCCAUGCUUGCAGUUCCCCAUAGACACUAGUGAGAGUGCCCCCUAAAAUGUUUUGUAGGAAAAAGUCUCUUAACGAUGGCCACGUAGUGCAAACAGCUGCAUGCUUGCUUUUAUUCGUUACCUAUAUAGCUUGAGGAUACAUUAUUGCUAGUAGGUUUUUAUGUAGGGUUGACUAGUGCUAGGAAAGCUUUAAGUGGGAAGUGGCGGUUUCGCUUGAUUUCUUGAGAACUGGGAUGCCAGCUAUUUUACUUUGUCGCCUUCUGUUAGUAAAUGUCAUUUGGUUUUGAGAUGCUAGGCUUUAUGUAGCCACAGACUAAAAACUGUUGGACCAGCUUAUGUGAAAUGCUCGGACUUCUCCGACUCUUCGUUAAUGCUAGUCCAAACUUGCAAAUGAGCCCAGUCGUGAAGUUGCGGAUUUCUGAUUGCUAGGAAUGCGAGAUAGGAUAAGUUUUGCACAUUCCUUAAAGGGCACCUUGCCAGGUACGGCCAUUUUCAACUUAUUAGCGAGCGCAGUGCAUACAAUGCUCGCUAAUGAUCGUGUCUGCUAAGAGAGCUCAGCGGGCCAGCGUAGACGCCAUUGCGCAUGUGCGGUACGCUUGAGCGGCGAGCGUUUCUACGGAGAGCGUAGCUAGCUUGCCGAUGUCCUCCCCUCCAGCGGAGCGCGCUCAGCGGACCAGCGUAUCGCGAAGCGAAUGGCGACCAUGCGCACGAACAGCGGUAUCUCGUCUGCGGCGCUGGCUCGCCUGCAGGCGAAAAACGGUCAGAUGUGUUUCAGCAACGAGGACGAUCAGAGACGAUUUGAGAUGGAUGGCUGCGGUGGGAAACCUGAAGGGGGAGCUUGGCCGCGAGCUGCCGCUUCGUAAUAUUAACUCCAACCCUUCUUUGUCAGUUGGCGCAAGCAACAAAGCGCUCGCCCGAGCGAGUGAUCGCAUAGCGAAAACUUCCUUUCGUACGGCGCUGAGCUGCCGUCUCCGCUGGUCCGUAAACACGCUGGGUUAUAGCUCUGUACUCAGCUCAGCGUAGAAGCCAGUGCGCAUGUGCGGUACCACAUACGCAGUGGCAUCUACGCGCGGGCCCGCUGGCUCGCCGAGCUAUAACUAUCUGCUGCAUGCUAGGCGCCGCGGAAAGGGCGACUUCCAAACCAAACGCAGUUUUUCCUCGCGGGCGCUGCGCUCCCAGCCAUAGAGUCCGCGUCAAUAUCGCAAGUGCGCCUACGUACAUGGCAGUGCUGUCACGUCACUCGUAGCGUAACGUGGCUGCGAGAAUUGCUGGGCAAGAUCAUUGCUGUAACCUGUAGCUUCAUUAGACGAAUUAAGGUCGAGACAAACAUGCGCAUGCAUUCGGAGAUGCACGACCAGUUCGUCUGCUUGCGUUUUCCCAGGCGACGUGCAGUCGCGCGCACAGAACGACUCUCUGCCGUGUUCUAGCGCCGCGAUCAUCCUCUUUCAUGAUGCUCUCAUAUCGUGCUCACACAUCCCUGACGUCAUGGGAUCCUCCGGUGUGGCAGGACGCUGGGAAGGAAUUUCGUUUGCGGAGGCGGGGCAAGGAGAGAGUGUGUCUGCGGUGAUGCGCGCGCCUCGUGAAAUUGUGGGUUCGCGCCACUUCAAAUAUUUCAAUAUAUGUUAAUAGUAAUGUACUUUUAAAAUUAUUGCGGCUUAGCUCUGACGUGACAGUUGCCGGCGUAUAACGAAAAUACGCUGUGGCCUGGUGAGGGGCCCUUUAAUUCUGGUGGAGUAAAAAGUUUGCCGUGAGCCGUGUGGUUGGCAGGGCUACGGCAGUGUUUCCUUCACGUGUGAGCCUUCUAGCCAGCCUAAAGCGCUGGUGCGUAAGGGGUUGAGACGUGUAAAAUAGCUCUGGUGUGGGUAGCGUUUUAUACGCUCACAUAGAGGAUGCCAGCUGUAGCUUAGUUUCCAUGUCUUGGUUGUGUAAUGUCGGGCAUGUCAUUUUGAGGAUGGUAUUUCAUAUGCCAGUGCCUUUGGUGAAGUGUGAGUGGGAGAAUUGGGAGCUUGGGUGGGAGGGGUGAGGGGUGUUUUUUGAGUAGCAGGAGAGCGCCAAGGUACCCGACUGCCAUCGUUUCGCCCCAUGUCACAUUUAUAGCAUUCGUGUCUGCCGUAGGUAGUGUGGCAGAGAAGUGCAGGUGGGAAUGGGCGAUGUUUUUAUCCCCGAAAGUACCAAAUGACAAUUACCGCGGCUUAUCAAAAAAUGACCUUCCCUCUAAUAUUUUAAGUGACUUGAUUUGCGUAGAUGGUUAUUUGCCAUUUAAUUUUUCCCCCAGCUAAUUGAAGGACCUUCCCUGUGUAUACACGUUAUUUCCUAGCUUUUUUCCUUUUUCUUUUGCAGCUGACGUAUUUUUGUUACUCGUGGCAGUGGCGUGGCAACGCCUAGCUACUAGCGCCACACGCGCACGCAGUUUUUCUUCGAAGGAAGCUUAUUUUGCUUUAAAUAUCACCCUGUUGGAAGGUCCGUUUGUGUGUUUUCCGUGUGACCAUUCUGGCAUUGAGGGCGCACCUUAUGCAUCCAUGUUUAUUUUGUGAAAGGAUUUAGGCACACGAGACUAAUCGGAGCCAGAAGUGACUCGACAGGAACGGGUUGGCUUUGCGUUUCGAGCACGUGGCAGUAAGUUGUCGAGCAGAAAGCUUUUAUUUAAAGGGUGGAAGUUUCCGUGAGGUACUGUGCAUAUGGGAUGGGCUCUGGAUGAGUGAUGUUUUGAUAUACCGAAUAAACGAGUUGAUCUGAUA